UUUGGUGAACGAUUGGUCCUGUCUGCCACUCUUGAUUUCACUCCUAACCUCUCCCCACGCUCCUCUGCAACUAUCCAACCCAUCUUCAGAGAGAGAGAGAGAGAGAGAGAGAGAGAUGGCUAGAGUGGGGAGAAUGAAGCUGGGUUCACAAGGUCUAGAGGUUUCAGCACAGGGACUGGGCUGUAUGGGCAUGUCCUCCUUUUACGGCCCACCGAAGCCCGACGAAGACAUGAUCAAACUCAUCCACCACGCCAUUGACUCCGGCGUCACUUUCCUCGACACCUCCGACAUCUACGGCCCCCACACCAACGAAGUCCUCCUCGGCAAGGCGCUGAAGGGAGGGGUGAGAGAGAAAGUUGAAUUGGCGACCAAGUUUGGGAUAAGCUUUGCCGAUGGAAAGAGAGAGGUGCGUGGCGACCCGGCCUACGUUCGGGCUGCUUGUGAAGCUAGUUUGAAGCGGCUUGAUAUUGAUUGCAUCGAUCUUUAUUAUCAGCAUCGGAUUGACAUCCGUGUUCCCAUUGAAAUCACGAUGGGAGAACUGAAAAAGCUGGUUGAAGAGGGUAAAAUAAAGUACAUUGGUCUAUCUGAGGCCUCUCCUGCGACAAUAAGAAGGGCUCAUGCUGUUCACCCAAUUACAGCGAUACAGUUGGAAUGGUCGUUAUGGUCAAGAGAUGUGGAGGAAGAAAUAGUUCCUACUUGCCGAGAACUUGGCAUUGGGAUUGUUGCAUACAGUCCAUUGGGAAGAGGAUUCUUUUCAUCAGGUCCCAAGAUGUCUGAAAAUUUGGCAACUGACGAUUUUCGAAAGACUCUACCGAGGUUCCAACCUGAGAAUCUAGAGCAUAACAAGACCAUGUUUGAAAGGGUUAAUGAAAUGGCUGCAAAGAAAGGGUGCACCCCCGGCCAACUAGCACUAGCAUGGGUUCAUCACCAAGGGAACGAUGUGUGCCCGAUUCCUGGCACUACCAAGGUAGAAAACUUCAAUCAGAACGUUGGAGCAUUGUCGGUAAAACUAACCCCUGAAGAUAUGGCUGAACUCGAGUCCAUUGCCUCAGCCGAUGCAGUUAAGGGUGAUAGAUAUGAAAGCUCGAUCUCUACUUGGAUGAAUUCAGACACUCCACCCUUGUCCUCAUGGAAAGCUGAAUAAAUAUGCAAUACCUUUGAAGAACAACGGCUGAACUACAUGAAAAUACACUUUUUGGAAUGGUUGAGAUUGCUUUGAUCCAGCAGUUGUGUCGCUAGUUGCCUUUAGGCGCGGUUUAUAGCUAGUUAAAUGUAUGAUAUUCGAAUAAAUCCAUAACAUUUGAAGAUAUGGGUGCUAGCUGUGUCAGUUGGAGUUGUAAGAGAACUUAGUUGUGUUUUCGUCCUGAAAGUGUGUUUGAAAUCUAAGCUUGGUUUUAUGCGGAAACUGUGUUUGGGGUGUUGUGAAUGCAAUAUUUAAUAAUUAAAAAAAAAGGAUUUUCCUUA
Molecule: messenger RNA, 1464 nt
Organism: Rhododendron vialii
Lineage: Eukaryota; Viridiplantae; Streptophyta; Magnoliopsida; Ericales; Ericaceae
Product: probable aldo-keto reductase 2
Exons: 5
Coding region: 116-1144 (342 amino acids)
Cellular component (GO): cytoplasm
Source: RefSeq, a predicted model, not a curated record